AUGGCGGCGGCCAUGAAGCGGCGGCGCGGGACAGAGCCGGGGCCGGAGCCGGAGCCGGAGCCGGAGCGGGGCUGCCUGCGGGCCUGGACCGCCCACAGCCGGGUGCUAGUCGGGCGAUGGACGAUGGCGCGGUGCGGCGGAGAGGCGCGGCGGGCGCGGCGGCAGCAGCGAGACGAGUUCGGGGAACUGCUCCGGCGCAUCCGCGGGCUGCCGGCUGCCCUCCCUGCCCUGCCUCUAGAACUCACUGUCCUCUACAACUCCCUGCUUUUCACUGUGGGAGCAUCUGACUCUGCCAUCAAAAGAGAAGCAGAGGGAAUACGCGAGGGGCUUCUCAGGGUUCUGGAGGCUUGUGGGGCCUGCGGACAGGAUCUUGGCACGGAGGAGCUGUGGCAAAAGGUGCUGCAGGAGGUAACCGUGGAGGAGCUGCAGGCACCUCUGCACCGUCUGGGGGCCCUGCAAGCAGCCUGGUGGCUGGCAGCCGGCCGUCUGGGAAGUGUUGCUGGCCUGUUCCAGCUCCUGAGCACCGCUGAGGAGCCAGGAAGAUCUCACUGCAGUGAGGAGCAGAACAAGCUCCUCUCCCUGAUCAAAGCAUGGAGGGUCCCUCCUGAGGGGGCCUCCCUGCCCCUUGUACAGAGUGCCAAGGACUUGAAGGAGAUCCUCUGCACCACAGCAGCCUUCCUGCAAGGGCUGCAGGAGCUGGAGGCUGGGAACUUCCCCACCGCCCUUUCCCUCCUUCAGGAAGCUGCAGGAGGAUUCUGCUCCAAGAAGAUCCUGGCCCAGAUCUACACCUGCCUUGGCUGCUGCGCUCAGCGAAUGGGCAAGCCUCAGACAGCCCUUCAGCACCUGAAACGGGCCCUCCAGAUAGAUUUCCAGUGCCUUCCUGCCCUAUCCCACGCGGCAGCAGUGUACCACGAACUGGGAGAGACCGAUGUGGAGCUGCAGGCCCUGACCCUGCUCUACGAGGCUCUGGGAAAAAACCCUCCAGCAGCUGCUUCCUCUAGUCCCUAUUUCCUAAUGCAAACAGAGCUGCUUGUCCACACACCAGUACUCGCUUCUCUCCUUCGCCAUCACCACCCCUCUGAAGUGAAGUACCUGCUGGCACAGCGGUGUCUCCAGGAUGGGAGGGUGGCUGGUGCAGUGGAACAUUACCUGGAUUUUCUGUCUCUCCUUCAGGGAGGGCUGCAGCAGCAGGUGCCCCUGGAUGAUAGCUCAGCUGUGCCCAGGAUCCCAGAGGUGUUCCUGGAAGCAGCAUCUGCCUUGGGGCAGGCUGGGAGGCACCAGGAUGCCAUAACCGUGUGUGAGGAGGUCAUCAGCCGGACGACUGACCUCAUUCCACGGGUGUUACGAGUGGAGGCGAGGCUGGAGCAGCCGGAGUGCUCAUCGCCAGGGGCAGAACUGGCGGGUGGACUCCUGUCCCAGAAGAAGGAGAGUCUGUGCUGCCUUGCCUGGAGAGCAGCUGGAUACCUGCACCAGGGCUGGGCAUGGGCCAAGCUGGGCGAGAGCAAGGAGGCUGUAACACAGUUCAGCAGGUGCCUCAAUGAUCUCCUGCGUCUCCAGCUUCAUGGGUCUGGUGUCAAACCAACAGAGAAUCUCCCAGCCGAAGUGGAGGUGCUCCAGAAGAUCAGGUUGCUCUCUCUCAUCGGGCGAGGAACGCAGUUCUUGGAGCUGGGGAAGCACAAAGAAGCCCUGUUGGAUUUCCAGCACAGUUUGCAGAUCUCACCAGGCCCCUCCCUUUGUAUCUGGUUUCAUGUCUGGAGCAGGCUAUGUUCCCUCACAGUGAACCUCUUGCCAGAAGCAUCCAGGAUUACCUCGGGACAGCAGCCCAGGACACCUCAAGCUAACCUGGUCAUGCCCCCCAUACCUGCUGAGGUCUCCCUGCACUUGGCUGGUACAAGGCCUUUAAGGACUCCUUCAAGACUUAGAAUUACUCUAUGAUGAAGCUGGAUUCCCAAAGGACUGAAACAGAAUAGAUCUCCUUUUCUAAUAGAAAACUCAGCUCUGUUAAGCUUUGGGUUUUUCCAGGCCCUUUUUCCAGAGCAAAAUGUUGCAGUCAUGGCCUUGACUCCGCCUGGAGCUACUACAUGGCUGUGCCCUGGAUGUGUGAGAGAUCAAGGGCAGAGAUACCCUCAUCCAUCCAUCCUUUGUGCCCGGUGCACGGUGGGGCUGGCUCUGCAACUCGGGCUCCAGGGAGCUCGUGGUCUGUCC
Corvus hawaiiensis (hawaiian crow) is the source of this 2205-nucleotide messenger RNA. It is a transcript of the gene FANCG, whose product is annotated as FA complementation group G. Gene Ontology annotation, molecular function: protein binding. Gene Ontology annotation, biological process: interstrand cross-link repair. The coding region runs from base 1 to 1935 and encodes 644 amino acids. The record is from RefSeq and is a predicted model, not a curated record. The transcript has 13 exons. Gene Ontology annotation, cellular component: Fanconi anaemia nuclear complex. Lineage: Eukaryota; Metazoa; Chordata; Aves; Passeriformes; Corvidae.